GCCAAUAACGAUGAUUCGCUUUUAAGCAAGAGUAUAUAAUGAAUUCGUAUCUCGUGAUUUUCGCAGGUCAUCAUUCAGCAUAGCGCGAUCCUGAUUCAUCGGAUUCAACAAAAUUAUGGACCCAGCUCGUUUUCGAACAGCAAACGAUCUGCCAGAAUGCGCUGGUGAUGGAUAUCGAAGACAACAACGACGGAAUCGACGCAGCUCUGGCGCACCCUUACGAGCUGCGCCUGGCACGAUUUUCCCGGUUGCAAGAUACUGGAGACCCGCUGCUGUUCGAGGUGGUCAUAGAGGCUCUCUUUUGCACAACCGUACCAAUCCGGCUUCACGAGCGAAACCUUUUGUCAGAAGUGCGAACGCCUAUCUGAUUGGCAGAAACAUAAAUGUCUUCAACAGACAUAGGGGAACAGGGCUCGAGCGAAGGUUUUCGCAUGGACGAUUUGCGCGGGUUAAUUAUAGGAGGUCGACAAGGGGUGGCGCAUCGUCUAGACGCAACCAAAGGCCAGCUGAUACAAGGAAUACUUUGGUAUUUUGGCAAAAUGUAGCGCCAGUUGCUGGGGGCGAUAGUAACCAAGCGCAUGAGCCGCCAUUCAACGCAUUGCGAAGACGACCGAUAAGCCCACUAACACGUUUCGGUGUGGGAAUGACCCGAUUUCGAUUAGGCAAUGGCAUCGGCCCAUCGCGAACUGUUCAGUUCAAUCAAGAUCCGACACCCCUAUCGAAUGAGGAGGCGCUGCCAACCCGGGCGCAGUUCUAUGGCAAUGGUCCGGCCGGUGGAGAUGUAAGUUCUGACGACAAUCUUGACUGGACAAACUAACCUAGCCUGAAGCUAAUCAAAAAAGGAAAAAAAGUCUUGACUUUUCUUCUGUUUUCUAUAAAUUCACUAGUUUUUGC
Messenger RNA from Varroa destructor (honeybee mite), 894 nucleotides. RefSeq lists its product as uncharacterized. Lineage: Eukaryota; Metazoa; Arthropoda; Arachnida; Mesostigmata; Varroidae. The record is from RefSeq and is a predicted model, not a curated record.